GGGAAAAGUGAAAGUGACAAAAAUACGAAACUACCACUAACCUAUUUAUCUUGCGUGGGUGUAAAAUUAUUAAAUUAUCAUAAACAAAUGCACUAUCAAGAAUAUAUUUGUCGAGAUGAAGGUCUAUCCAUUUCCUCCCUAGGAGAAGUUUCAACUUUUCUUUUACCUAGCAUGAUUUGACAGUCCAACAAUGUGCAAUAGUGAUGAGAAGUCCCAGCAAUGAUGAAGAGGAUUCCGAGGACAAGGUUUCCUUUGACAUAGUGACCACUCAGUCCGCCAUGAUGGGUAACAAGGGGCACAACUCGGGUGAGGACCACAAAAGGAUCCUGGUGAAGCAGUCAGCAGUGGAUGAGGACAGUAACCAAGGGAGAUCUGUCCUCAGUCACCUUAAGGAUCAACCUAAAAUAUCUGAGAGACCCUUUAAGCAGUUUCUGGGCUUAGAACAUGGAGAGCUACCAAAACAGCAUAGCGAUCCAGGAGGCCGUGUGUCUAGGGAUGUACAUUAUAGUUUUGAUAACUCAGAGAAGAACUUUCUUUUUUCUUCUGAUUUUCGUCCAGAUGUGGAGCAGGAUGAAAGGAGAAAAGUUAUGGAGAGGUACAAUGUGGAAACAUUUUCUUCUCGAUUUCAACAGAGUAGGCAAAUGUCUAAAAUGGUGUACAAUGCUAGUGCUCCAAAUCUUGUGAUUGAAGAGAAAGACUCGGUGCAGAUUCGUGAAACAGUGAUCUCAUCUUCAGGAUUUCCAUUUCCUUUUUCAAAUUCAGGAAGAGAUUCUUCAAACUUAUUGACUAAAAAUCUUUCUUCUGACACUACUCAUUCUAGUGAAGAUAUUAACUUGUACAGGGGUGCAUCACCCCGUGGGAGAAGUAGAGAGCUGUUUAGGUAUGCUCCUAGACUACAGAGGAGUGAUGACAGUACUACUUCACAUAGUCAUCAUUCCUAUGUUAGUGGGUCAGAUGACAGCCCAAGCAGCAGGGAGCCUUCACCUUUCAAUAAGGAUCUUCACGGAGUGCCUAUCCAAAGUAUUCGUAUUAGUUCACCCGGUAUUUCAGUGGAGUCUGUAGAUGAAUCCUCCGAUGGAGAAAAAAGGCGGAUCAUCCACCAACCCACCAGCAUUGUGAUCACCACAGAUGACAAUGUCACCACUAGUGUGGUGGAGGGACUCAAAGAGGAUGACAGUGAGGAAGAUGGAUUUCAUCGACUUCGGAGAGAAUACUCUGAGCAGCACCCCAUGAAGGACUCAUCAUCAGUCACUGGAAAUUUCAAGAAAUAUCUCCAUGCUCGUUAUUUAAAGAGUCAAUCCUCCUCCUCAACAGAUACAUCUUCUCUUGAUCAUUCCCAGGACAAACCAGACAUUCCAGGGUUGGGAUCAUUUGAUCAACAAAGGUCAUUUGACCAGCAAAGAUCACUGGAUUUAAAAAGUCCAUUGGAUCUCAGAGAGCCAGCUGAGGAUACUAUAUCUCAACAGCUCUCAGCAGCCAGCAAAAUAAAGUUGUCAGAGUCCUCAACUUCUUCCUCUUCAUUUGAAAGGAAAUCUUUUGAAAUGAUCCAUCAAGGCAGUGAGGACAAUGAUGUGUUCAUGGAUCCUUCUGUUAAACCUUUAGUGCAUCAGUCUAAUCUUCAGCAGAUAUCAGAUUCUGAACCUGUGGAUUUACGACAGAAUAUAUCAAGUGUAAAACUAGAGGACAAAAACCAGAAUGAAAUUCACAGAUCUCAGUCUCCAAGACAGUUGUCUCCACAGGCCUCAGUUAAAAAAGAACAAAAGACACACCUGCUUCAGCAGCAAACUCCCCAGCAAACAUAUCACAAGGUCCCUAUUAUAGCAACCACAUCUUACAGCUCCCCUGACCUCAACAAGGCAAGCAUGGAAGCAGAUGUGCCACAGUCUGUUACACCUAGACAACAAUAUAUGCCCUACAUGCAUCCUUUGCAUCAUUCUCCAAGUCUCCACACCCCUCACAUAUCAGCUUCUCACCCUCAACCAUCUCCCUUGUGUUCAGUUCCAGAAGGAGGGCACAUCUUCAACUUUAAUCUCCCAAGUCCUUUUGAUGGUGGCUUUUUCUCCGAUCCUGAAAUGUUGUCUCCAAGUCCUAUGUCUCCGGGUUUCUCUCACUUUGCCUUUCCUCCUCGUGGAUCCUUGAUAAAUUCCAUGUCUGAAUUGAACAGACUAGCUGUGUCCCCUCGCGCAAUGUACCCUAGUCACUCUCUUGUACUUCCUCCGUCUAAACUAACACACACCACUGCCAAACCUGAGACACAGUCUCAUGAGAGGAGGAUCCAGUCAGAAAGUGAUGCCUACCUGUGUCCCAUGUGUGGGCAGGUGUUCCCUGCCUAUGACAACUUAGCAAAACACAUGGCCAAACAUCUCCCAACAGAAACGAUACGACAACCUGAUAAUAACAAAAUUCACUUCUGUAAAGUUUGUAAUAGAUCAUUUUCGCGUAGUGAUAUGUUGACUAGACAUAUGCGACUUCAUACAGGAUUGAAGCCUUAUGAAUGUAGUGAUUGUGGACAAGUAUUUUCUAGGAGCGACCAUCUGAACACACACAGACGAACACACACAGGAGAGAAACCUUAUAAAUGCCCCCAGUGUCCAUAUGCUGCCUGCAGGAGAGACAUGAUAACUAGGCACAUGAGGACACACACAAAAAAGACAAAUAAACGUAAAUUUUUGUCAGUUCCUGAGAGUGAUAGUGAUGUUAGAAAGAGUUCAUUAUCAAGUACAGAUACAUCAGAUUCUCAUGAUCUGGGUAUUAGGUCUUUUUCACAGUCAAGCAUUGAGAGUGUGGAUCCUGAUGGAGGUACAUCUUUAACACCUGCUAAGUAUAACCUUUCACAGGAAGGAGCAAGGACUCCAGAGAGGAUGGAGAAGAUUGGAUCAGAUGUAGAAGUUCCAAAACUCGGUGGUCGAUUUCAUGGUUCUAGGAGAGAACAUGCCUUUGAAUCUCAGCACUUGUAUCGCAAACAAAGACAUGUGAUAGGGAGUAGCUAUGAAAGUUUCGAAUCGGAGUCAGGAAGUUUUCAAAGGGAUUCCUUUGACCAGGAAGCAGUCCAAGAAAUGGAGUCAACACAUGCUGGUAAACAGGGAAGUGAAUUGCCCGAUGCAAUGGAGGAGAAUUUAAGCAAAUGUUUUGGAGAGAGUAUAAAAACUGAUUGAGGUAGUAGUAGUUUAAAAACAACAUUAUAAGCAUUCCCAAAGAAAUAUUUUUCAGUGCAUUUUACAGUGUAAGUCAAAGAGGAAACUACACUUGAUUGUGAUGCAUGGCAGUUGACUGCACAAUUUGGAAUAAGAACAGGCAGGCUUUUUCCUACUACUAAAACAGUGUAUUUACAAAUUUAGUAUACAAAUUUAGUAUAUAUUGGAAUUUUUGAAUUAGAGAGAUUUUAUUUGUGAAAUUAUUGUUUUUUUUUCUUUUAUUGUUAUAGCCAUAUUUGCUCAUGGCAUUUUUUGUUGAUGUUUGUAUUCAGAACUUGAUACUUGUUGACUUUUGUGAUUUUGCAUUAUAAGUGCUAACAUAGCUGUGUAUGUUUGAAAUGCAUUUACCUUCUAGUUCUUAGGUAUUAUCCCUGCUUUUCCCCCAUUUUAGCUUGAGCUGACUGGGAAAUUGAAGGAUUUUUUCAUGAAGUUAGGUCCUGUUAUUUUCAUUCAUAUGAAUUUUUUGUUAGACAGUGGGCAAAAGUAUAUUUUUUAUUAUAAAUGAAAGGAGUAUUGAAUCCAUGGGUGAAUAAUCUGCAUAAAAAAUAAUUCUUUGAAUCAAAGAAAGUAGUUCAAAUUGCCAAAACAAGAAAUUUGAUUCCCCAAGUAUGUUUUGGUUUUUCUCUCAAUCAUUCACUCAAAUUUCCAAGUGAAGUGAAUGUAUUUUAAAGUUAAUUAAUUUUCUGAGUUGUGACCGAUGAUUUUCAAAGUGCCUUACAUAUUAAAUAGAACCAGAUACCAGUGUAAUUAAAUUCAAAUUAACAAAAUGAAAUAAAAUCAAAAUAUGCAUAUUGCAAUGUUGAGCCUGAAGCAAAACUUAUAAAAACAGUAGAUCAUAUGCAAAGUCAAGUAAAGAAAGUAGAAAAAUCUGAAAUUGUCCUCUCCUGUAAAAAUUAAAAGUCUAUUUUGCUAUUUUCCAUUUUUUUUUCUGGUUUUUUGGUUCAAUGUUAUUUUAAAAGUUUUAUAUCUGUUCUUUAAAUACUCUUUUUUUCAAAAUACUUUUACUAUUCUUAAAUUUUUCAA
This is a messenger RNA of Saccostrea echinata, 4217 nucleotides long. RefSeq lists its product as uncharacterized. Gene Ontology annotation, biological process: regulation of transcription by RNA polymerase II. The coding region runs from base 204 to 3155 and encodes 983 amino acids. Gene Ontology annotation, molecular function: RNA polymerase II cis-regulatory region sequence-specific DNA binding; DNA-binding transcription factor activity, RNA polymerase II-specific. The transcript is spliced from 3 exons. The record is from RefSeq and is a predicted model, not a curated record. NCBI's taxonomy places the organism in Eukaryota, Metazoa, Mollusca, Bivalvia, Ostreida, Ostreidae.